AUGGGUGCUACAUUAGGUAAAAGCAAAAGUGGAUUGAUAUCAGAAAAAACAAAUGAACAAGAGAAAUCAGUGACCACAACUUCAAAUAAUCAUAUCGAUGGUACAUCAACACUUGAAAAAAUGUUUAAAAAGAAGACAGAAAGAAAUUCGGAUAAAAAAUCAUCACAUGCAAAGGUAGAUAAAUAUACAAGUACAGACGGUGGUAUAAUAUCAUCGUCAUCAUCAUGUAUUAAACAACUCGUUGGUGACUCUAAAUGUAAUAAUGUUUCGUAUGAUGUUCACAGUGUCGAAAUGGAUUCAACUUAUCAAUCUGAAACACCAAGCAAAGAUAUACUAGAAUUUCGUGAUGCUUGUGUUCGACGUGGUAUCAUUUCUUCAGAAACGAAUAAUUUCCUUUUACUAGCAUCAAAAGAACAAAAUUAUCAAGCAAAUAUAGUCGAUGAAUCGACAAAUGAAACUUCAACAGCAAUCAUUACGAAUAAUGAACUAGUUAAAAAUGACCAACAACAAGUUGAAUCGUAA
Rotaria sp. Silwood2 is the source of this 522-nucleotide messenger RNA. The record is from the annotation of a GenBank genome assembly. Lineage: Eukaryota; Metazoa; Rotifera; Eurotatoria; Philodinida; Philodinidae.